Molecule: messenger RNA, 3591 nt
Organism: Pyricularia grisea
Lineage: Eukaryota; Fungi; Ascomycota; Sordariomycetes; Magnaporthales; Pyriculariaceae
Exons: 6
Coding region: 142-2187 (681 amino acids)
Source: RefSeq, a predicted model, not a curated record
UAACGCGUCUCAAUGACUUGGACUAAAUUCACAACCCAUAACCGUCGCAAAACGAACGAAAGAUGGGCUUGAGUGAAUGCAUGCAUACUACUACUACUACUCUUUUGAUGGAAAAGUUGCAUCUAAGGGCUUCCACGCAGGAUGGCAACUAGUCGUGAGGAGCGCAUGAACGAGAGGCUGCGCGGAGGCCGAGUUCACCAAGUGGAGGAUAUAUCAUUUGGCGAAUUCGUUCUACUUGAUGAAGAAGAGCCAUUAGCUGAGCCAGCGUCAGAACCUUUGGAAGUCGAGAAAGAGAUAUCUGCUGCAGGCUCAGAUCAACCACAAUCGCCAUCAGAAAGAGUUGCAACCAGUCCUCAGGAUCCUCAGGAUGUAUCACAGCCAGGUCAACUUUCAAGAACCGAGGUCGCGGCAACUUCUUCCCCUAAUGACGGCCAAGGGACGCCUGAUGCUGCAAACGAUCAAGCCAGGCCUCCCAACGGUAGCGUCUCCCGAUCAGCAAAGAAGUCAUCAAAACCUUUGGAGGAGGUAACGGAGAGCCCAGCCGACGCUCCAGGCAGUGGGCACAGGAGGAGAGUACCGGCACGCAUUAGCGCUGCUGCCAACCAGAGUACGAUUCUACAACAGUAUCUAUCAUCAGCCCAACGGGAUCCUGAUCAUACUGUUGAUUCUUCUUCGCCAGCGGAGAGGAGAUUACGAGCAAAGAGACUGUCAGCAGCCAACAGGGCCGGCCCCGUAGUACCGGCAUCAUCGUCAUCCAGGAGAAGCGCCAGGUUAUCACAGGUUUCUGAUGAGGCUGUGGUCGAUGAGACGAGGGGCGCAGAUCUAGAUGCUACGGGCAAGGACUCAGAUAUUACAGCCAAUGAACUGUCUCCUGAAAAUCCGACGGUGACAGCGACAGUAACUGUUACACAGUCCUCUCCGAUUGCCAGGAUACUACAGAAGACACGAGGAAGAGCAAGACCGCGAAUCUCACAACAUAAGGUCAUCGAGGCUACCAGCCCGGUGCUUGAACAGGAGCCUCAAAAGCAGCCGGCCAUCGAGGAGGAAACCAUUAAUGAGCUAUCUCCGAUACCGUCUGAAGGCUCACAAGGAGCGGAAAGUAGUUCAGGAUCCGCCCCGCGUCCUGGGGAUACCCAUAGCCAUCCCAACUCUGGGGAUGCGGAGGAGGGUGAGGAAUCUGUGGAGGCUGAAGAGACGAACGACCAAGAGGCAGCUUUAAGACUGGGUCCAAAGCGUCCUCGUGCCGAUCUUCUGGAUGCGUCUCCAGACUUGAGCUCAACCGCAGAAGAACGGCAGCCAAAGGGAGCAAAGCGUCGCCGGGCGGCACCUCCGGCGACGAGUCCGGCAGUACAGAAACAGCCUGCGACAAAGGCGUUAAAAUCAAAAAGAAAUCAGAAGCCGGGCCCAGGCCGCUCAAAGGGGAAGAAAAUAGCGCCGACAUACGAGAGCGAGGGCGAACAUCAACGGGGCGGUUCCAUCCAAAUCCCUGUUCAACGAUAUACAAGACCAAAACGAGUCGGCACUGAUGACGAGGACGACGCAGCAGACGAUGAAAACGAAACGCUGGGUAUGACUAUACCUUUUGCGGGUCGUGAAGGCGUCAACUCUGUUGAUGUCCUUUCACAAUUAUGUGAAGAGGUGACGGCGAAUGUAUUGAGAAGCCUCCGGAAGAAAGCUUCCGAGGUGGAAGAAGCUACGACGAGGAAAGAACUCAAGAUAAAGAUGAGUGCAGUAGAGGCGUUUCGAGAGGAGCUGCGGACCAAUAUGCUCGAGCAUACUAUUGCACUUGAUAAUCUUCAGACUCUUCGGAGACGUCUCCGAUCAGCACAGAGGGAGAAGCGCCUACUGCGCGAUCAGAUCCUCAACGUCAGAAAGGAGCGUGAACAGGUCGCGCUACGCAGAGACGCGCUUCGGAUGAAACAUGAAAAUGAAAGCCAAAAGGUCAUGCAUCGCCUCCACAUCUCAUCUACUAUGCAAGACAUCGAGCUUGCCGUUGAGGAGGGUCGAUCAGCACCCGAGCUUUCGACAAAAGAACAGAAACAAGCCGAUUUGGCGAAUCUGGAGCUGCUCAUGCUCAGAGUAGGAGACCAGAUCCGUCCAAAUGGGCAUGGCCUUGGUGUGCUGGACCAAGUGAAGAGUUUCAAUGCGUACCUUGAAAGGGCUGCAGCCGCACUUCAAGGUAGAUGAGGGCCCUUCUGGCUGUAUGAAAACUGAUGACUGAUGAUCUUUAUCUUGUGUUGCGGCGUUAAAUACCAACCAUUGUGGCUAGUUAUUAACUAUUAUUAAGGGAUCAAGACAGCAAGGAAACGCGUUUUACAGUCCUGUACAUUUUCUAGUCUCGUAGUCCUCAUGGCUGUACACUUAUUUACAAAUAUUACACACCUGUGGCAGCACCAGUUGUGGGUGACUCGCACACAUUAAACAACAUAGGAAACCCAGAGAUGGGCUCAUUUAUCGUUGCCGCCGUUUCCUUUCCACAUUCCGGAGACCUUAUCCAGGAUAGUCUCCUGGCCUUCCUUCUUCCGCUUCUCCCUGUCCUUUUCAUUCUCUUUCCAUAAAUCCUGGAUCUUGUGUCCAACCUCUGCCUUUGCCCUGUACUCGGCCUUGAUGGCCUCCUCCUCCAUGGCCCGCUCCGCCUCUGGGAUCUUGGCCAGUCUCUGCUGCAUCUCCUUCCGCUGCUCUUGCGAAAGUUGGAACUUGUCGUCCUCUGCCGCGAUAAUGGGUUUUAUGGGCAGGGGAGCAAACUGCGGGAUGGGCCUCUUUUCGGCCUUGGCCUUCUCUAUGGCUUCCUCCUGCUCAAUCAUGCGGUGAUAGAGGGCAUCUGCGUGCAUCUGAAUAUCUUCAUCGACGGAAGGUGGCCUGUCGUAGGUUGAAAGAUAACCAAGAGUCUUCAAUAGCCUCUCCUGCAUCGAGUAGCACCUCUCAAAUUUUUUGACCUUCUUGCUGCACAUGGUCAACUUGGCCUCCCAGCUGCCAUUGUUCAUGCAGUCGCGCCAUUCAAACUGCUCCAGGGCGCAGUUCUCGAGCGCCGCGCGCCCAAUCUGCUCCUUGCGCGAUUUGUAGGCCUCCAAGACGUCCUGGAGCUUCUCGUGGUCGGUCUUGCUCUCGCUCUCAAUCUCGUCCAGCGGUCGGUAGUUCUUCCACAGGUGAGCGUACCGCCCGUCCUGGUACAGGGACUCCUUCGGUACCACAUUUGGUUUGUCUGCCGCCGCUGAUGAAGAUGUCGAUGAGGAAGAUUGUGAAUCGGUCUUUUGUGCAGCCGCGGCGGCUUUCGCAUCGGCCUCUUGUUUUUGUUGCUGUUCUCUUCUCUGCCUUUCUUCUUCUUGGGCCUUUUGCAGCUUGACGGGCGACUCCUUGUCGAGAAACUCGCGGAGCUUGGGAUCGAGCUUUUCCAAUGGGUCGGCAGCCUUGCCCCCAAAGAUGCUUUCGUACCACCCCAUCCUGAGCUACGAAGAAAUUAAUCCCCACUGCAGUGAUAUCAGCUCAUAAUACAGCUUGCGCUGCUUUUUGGUGAAAAAAAAAAAAGGCGUAUGCUAUAUGAGGUUCCCAUGAAAGAAAGCUCGUCGCGCGUAGGGGCUGGUCGUGACGUUG